GCAAUAACUUUUCAGCCGACGACCUAAGGAUCAAUACGGCUUAGCCGCAGUUGCGGUGAGCGGUCAACAGUCAAGCAACGGGCUCGAUCUCCUUUCGAAACAAUCCUGCGGCACCGGCAUUACCGCUCGGACCCUCCGGCCGGCGGGACGUGUCGCUUGUCAUCGGCUCGGCGGGUAUUGAUAACCAUCAAUUGAAACACGCGAUCAACUAAAUAAUUUCUAUUCGGCAAAAGUAGCAUUCGGUACUCGUCGGGUUUGUGGCGGGUCGCUGGUUGUGUUGAGGCUACUGAUAUCUGCGCGCUUCGCUGGUGCGGCAUGGACAAGGAGUGCGUGGGCUGGGGCCGCUGGCAGGCGCGCAUCGCGGCGCUGCUGGCGCUGCCCGUGCUGCUGACGGGCAUGUACGGCACCAACUACGUGUUCCUGGCUGCGCACACGCCGCACAGAUGCCACAUACCAGAAUGCGAGGACAACAGCACACUGUCAGGGCCCGUGGACGCGGACUCGUGGGCACCGGGCUGGUCCUCCUGGGCCCUGCCGGAGGACUCGCCGGAGUGCCACCGGCGGCCUUCGCCUGGCGGCGUGUGCCACGAGGACGCCUUCGACAACACCACCCGACUCGACUGCGAAGACUUCGUCUACCAGCACCACAGCGGCAUAGUGGCUGAGUUUGGUCUGGCGUGCCAGGAGUGGAAGCGUACACUGGUGGGCACGGUGCACAACGCGGGCAUGCUGGUGUCGCUGCCCAUAAUGGGAUACGUGUCCGACAAGUGGGGUCGCCGCGCAGCACUGGUGAGCAGCGGCGCGGGCGCCGGCGUGCUGGGGCUGUGCAAGUCAUUCGCGGGCUCGUACCCCGCGUACCUUGUGUUCGAGUUCCUGGAGACCGUGCUGGGCGCCAGCGUGUACCCCGCCGCCUUUGUGUUAAUGAUCGAGUGGCUGGGAGUGGAGCAUAGGAUCCUGGCCAGCCUACUGUUGGGCGUCCCGCUGGCGGCGGGCGCGGCGUCGCUGGCGCUGCUGGAUUACCUGGCGGGCUACUGGCGCACGUGGGCGCGCCUGGCCUACCCGCCCUCGCUGCUGCUGCUGCUGUACCCCUGGCUGCUGCCCGAGAGCGUCCGCUGGCUGGUUGCGGGCGGGCGCGCGGCCGAGGCCAUCCGCGUCAUCAAGCAGGCCGCGCGGGCCAACCGGGUGGCCGUCGACGCGGCCGCGCUCGACAAGAUGCUGGCGAAAGACCAAAUCACCAAUAAAGUCGAGGCCAUCGUUGAAGAGGAGAGUCUCUUCUCGGCUUUUAUCAAGUACGGCGCGCUGCGGCGGCGGCUGCUGGUGUGCUUCGCGUGGUGGGCGGGCGCCGUGUUCGUGUUCUACGGGCUGGCCGUGCGCGCGCACGCGCUGGCGGGCUCGGCGCACGCCAACUACGCGCUGCUGGCCGCCGCCGAGCUGCCCGCGCUGCUGCUCAACACGCUGCUGCUGGACCGCGUGGGCCGCCGCCCGCUGCUCACCGCCGCCUGGCUGCUGACGGCCACCGCGCUCAUUGCCAUCCCCUGCCUGCCCGACCCCAGCAGCGGUGCGGGCACGGCUCUGUUCCUGGCGGGCAAGAUGGGUGCCACAAUGGCGCUCAACGCGUUGUACGUAUACACGGCGGAGCUGUUUCCAACGCGCGCGCGGCAGCGCCUGCUGGCGGCGUGCUCGACGUGCGGCCGCCUGGGGGCCAUCCUGGCGCCGCAGACGCCUCUACUGGCAGUUUACGGAGCCUGGGUGCCAACCACUCUCCUGGGCGCCCUGCCGCUGAUCAGCGCAGCGCUCACGCGGCUGGUGCCGGACACCCUCGGCCGACACCUUCCAGACUCCUUCGCAGACCUGGACAACUCCGCUGCCACCACCGACACAGACAUCCCUUAGGCAGCCUCCCCCAUGGCGCUAGAGCUGAUGGUCAGAUUUUGAAGAACCUGAUAAAAGUUGAUAUAUUGUACGAUCCCUAUAACUCAUAACUUAUUACAUCUGCACUAUACUAUCACGCCGAGAGAUAAUAAUGUCUACCCAUUUUUCUUCUUAUCCCACAGAUAUAACUCACAGUUGAUAUAGGGGAAUACAUUUAAGGUGUCAAUUACUUAUUUACUUAAAAGCGGUGAUGUUUUGAAACUUCUAGUAAUGCAGAUGUGGUUUGUAGUAGUUAUUUAACAUCGCGUCUCUAUUGCUCUCUAUACCUAUGCACGAGUAGUUAAACAAAUAAUGGCCAUCUGGUCUGGAACCGUGACUGUACAAUAUUGAAAAGGUUGCCUUUAUCAAGGUCCUCUUGAAAUUUUCUCAUCAGCUCCAUAGCUGCCAUGGAUUUAUGGAUCUCAACGUAUAGCAAUGUAAGGGUGAACAGGUUUACGACGUCUCGAGCAGUGCAUUGAGAGACAUUAGUGUUAGUAUGAGUUAUAUAGCUUUAAUUUGUUGAUUCGCAAACAUUACAUGUUACCAAUUAAAGAAUCUAAAACAUUCACUCUGAGAGGUUUAUUCGUAUUAUAUUAUAUUAUAUAUAAAUAAAAUGGAUAAAAGUAUUAGGAGCGCAUAAUUGGGUUAUGCUAUCGUUCAAAUAUCAUAUAAGGUAAAGCAGUUAUUUAUUUUUUCGCUUUUAUUUAUUUUUAUGUCAAAUGUAGCUAUGGAUACAAUAUCUCAACUUGUACAUUCAAAUCAAUAGUACUUAUAUGCCUCUAACAAAAGUCCGUCGGUUAAAAUAAUAUAUUGCUUUUAUUUACUGAGUAACGCUAACAGAAUUGGUUGUUAAAUGAUGCAGAAUUAAUAUUUUCUUAAUACCGGAUUUGAUACCGAACAAUGUAAGUAUCUACUUAUAUAAGUCGUUAAAUAAUUUUGGACGGAUUUAUAAAGUUUUUAAAAUAUUGAUUCUGGUUAAAUAAUUGAAAAAAGUCGAUGGCCUAACCGUAUUUUACGUUCCGUUAAUUAAUAGCUUAUUAUGUAUUACUAAGUUUUCGAAUUGUUAGUUUUAAGUGCCGCACAUAUUCCCAAACAACAACAAUGCACUGGACGUUUGAUAUGACAAAUUGUUAUGUAAUUAAUAAUUAAUUAAUAUAUCUUUUUUUAAUUCGUAAAAUAAAUACCUAAGUAUAGAUUUCGUAAUUUUGUAAGACAAAAUUAGAAGUAAGAUUGAUAACAUGUCUAAAGUGACAAUAAACUAUUUUGAUA
Molecule: messenger RNA, 3180 nt
Organism: Pararge aegeria (speckled wood butterfly)
Lineage: Eukaryota; Metazoa; Arthropoda; Insecta; Lepidoptera; Nymphalidae
Product: solute carrier family 22 member 6-like
Exons: 8
Coding region: 316-1893 (525 amino acids)
Biological process (GO): transmembrane transport
Cellular component (GO): membrane
Molecular function (GO): transmembrane transporter activity
Source: RefSeq, a predicted model, not a curated record